Molecule: messenger RNA, 1857 nt
Organism: Pestalotiopsis fici W106-1
Lineage: Eukaryota; Fungi; Ascomycota; Sordariomycetes; Amphisphaeriales; Sporocadaceae
Exons: 3
Coding region: 1-1857 (618 amino acids)
Biological process (GO): positive regulation of transcription by RNA polymerase II
Cellular component (GO): nucleus
Molecular function (GO): sequence-specific DNA binding; DNA-binding transcription factor activity
Source: RefSeq, a predicted model, not a curated record
AUGAACUCCGCAGGCCCCGACAUGUAUUACCAGCAGCACAUGUCCGCCGGUCCGGCACCUACUCCUCAGACUGUAACCUCGAAUGCCCUCCCGCCGCACUAUGGCCACCAACAACCCACAUUGCUGCAGCCCGGUCCUGCACAGUAUGCUCCGGCUCCGUAUCCGCAAUACGGUUAUUCCAAUGGCUUGACGUCUCCGCAGUCGGCACCCCCAGUCUCGAACUCGAUGGGCUCUACCGUGCUCCCGCCACCUGGUGUGCACCAGCCGGGUAUGACGAAUGCUUACCCAACUGGCAUGGACACGACUGGACAAAUAGCGCCUCCUGGCAUGAAGCCACGCGUAACUGCAACGUUGUGGGAGGAUGAAGGCAGUCUCUGUUUUCAAGUCGAAGCCCGCGGCAUCUGCGUGGCACGUCGCGAGGAUAACCACAUGAUCAACGGCACCAAGUUGUUGAACGUCGCUGGCAUGACCAGAGGUCGUCGCGAUGGAAUUCUCAAGAGUGAGAAGGUUCGCCACGUAGUCAAAAUCGGGCCCAUGCACUUGAAGGGCGUAUGGAUUCCGUUUGAGAGAGCCCUCGACUUUGCCAACAAGGAGAAGAUUACCGAAAUGCUGUAUCCCCUUUUUGUUCACAACAUUGGCGCUCUACUCUAUCACCCCACCAACCAGACCAGGACCAACCAGGUCAUGGCCGCUGCAGAGCGCAGGAAGGCCGAGGCAGGUGGCCAGAUGCGCAACGGCUCCGGUGGCCCUGCACCCCCAGCUGGAGUUCUCCCUUCCAUCCAGCAACACUCGCACCACCACCACAUGGCUUUGCCCGGGCCACAGCCUUCGAUUCCUUCCAACAAUUCCUCCGGCCGGCCUUCGUUAGACCGUGCUCAUACUUUCCCGACUCCGCCUACUAGCGCCUCGAGCGUGAUGGGAACCAUGCCUUCGGACAACUACCAAUGGCCACAGCCUGGCAUGUCCAGCGCUCAGCACCCCAACCCCAUGUCGAUAGAUACAGGUCUCAGCAAUACUCGAUCCAUGCCUGCCACUCCAGCAACCACCCCACCCGGAGCCUCGAUUCAAAGCAUGCAACAGUACCCACAAGUAACUCAGCCUUAUGACAACUCACGAUAUGCUCCUCAGCAAGCCCCGCAGGCUUACCCAACAAGCAAUACCAGCCCACAGGAUCGCGACUCGUACGGCCAAAGUUACAUGAGACCUGGUGACAUGGCCCCGCCCACUGGAAGGCCUGCAGGCCCUGGCGAGCAGGAUGUGAAGCCCCCCAAUGGCAUGAUCCAUUCAUCGCAAACCGGCGAGCAGCUGUCGCAACCUUCAGCCGAAGACGAGGAUCAACACGAAGCCGAAUACACGCACAACAGUUCAUACGAUGGGAACAGGAAUGGUUAUGGCUAUAAUGCACCGCCCUUGGCUCCUCUUGCCGAUGCAUCUGGCGACCUGGGUGGCUCUGAUGCCCACCAGGCAGGUUCCGGCCGUGCGACACCGAGAACCACCAAUCCCUCCCAAGGAUACUAUUCCCAGCAGACGGGCUACAAUUCUCCCCCCCGUGUUCAGUCGUCGAGUAAUCUGUAUAAUGUAAUGAGCAACGCUGAAGCCCCCGCCAAUAUUGCGUCCAGCCGAGACGUCUAUGCUUCACAAGACAUGUCGGCCAUGCAAAACGGCUAUGCCGCUCCGCCCGUCAUGAAUGGCUCUACGGCCAGCAUGAAGCGAGGACGGGAUGACGACGACGAACGGCCUGGAAGCGGCGGUUUCGAUAUGAAGCGGAGGAAGAUGACUCUUGAUGGGACGAUGCCCGCUUCGACUUUCGACCCAAUGAAUCGACCUGCUUCCGUUACUUCCGCAUUGCGUCGAUAG